UCCAGGGGGCGGGCGUUGGGCUGCGCCCCCGAGGCGGCGGGUGCGUCCCUGGGGCGGCGGCGGGCGGGGUCGGUGUCGGUGCCAUGGCGGAGAGUGACUGGGACACCGUCACUGUGCUGCGCAAGAAGGGCCCGAGCGCGGCCCAGGCCAAGUCCAAGCAGGCGAUCUUGGCGGCGCAGCGGCGCGGAGAGGACGUGGAGACCUCCAAGAAGUGGGCAGCAGGCCAAAACAAACAACACUUUAUUACAAAGAACACGGCCAAGCUCGACCGAGAAACAGAAGAGCUGCACCAUGACAGAGUUCCCCUGGAGGUGGGCAAAGUGAUCCAGCAGGGCCGACAGAGCAAGGGCAUGACACAGAAGGACUUGGCCACCAAAAUCAAUGAAAAACCACAGGUUAUUGCUGACUACGAAUCAGGAAGAGCAAUCCCCAAUAACCAGGUUAUGGGCAAGAUUGAAAGAGCCAUUGGCCUUAAACUGCGUGGGAAGGAUAUUGGAAAACCGCUGGAAACUGGCCCCAAAGGGAAAUGACAACAAAGCCUCGAAAUCAGUUUGUUCAGACUGAUCUUGUCUGGCUGGUUCUCCUUAGCCACCAGAAUCUCUCUUCGUUUUGCCAAGCUGGACAAGAGGGUUUCAGACUUGCUUUGGGGGGAAAUCUGCCGAAUCUGUACCUGCUGUAAAAAGGCGCGAUUUUCCUGAUUUUGUUUUUCCUUCCUCCUUUCCAGAGAUUGAGGAACUAAACCAAAAAAAAAUACUGCAUCUGAUUUGCCAGAAAACUUGUGCGUCUUGGUGUUUAGAAGCAGCUAAUGUUAAGACACUUGGGAUGGUCUGAAAUGUGAUCCUUUAAUUGGAACAAUUUGGGGAAUGGGUGGGAUAUAUUAUAUAUAAAUAAUUAGGGAGAGUUGGGGGUUGAUCAGUGUCUGCAUUUGAAAUGACUCAGUCACUGCAUCACAAUGGCAAAAAUAUUUGUUCCUUCCAGCCUGUUUUAAAGAGAUCUAUAAUAAAGUUUGAUACCCUUCAGUUGCA
This is a messenger RNA of Phalacrocorax carbo (great cormorant), 1025 nucleotides long. NCBI's taxonomy places the organism in Eukaryota, Metazoa, Chordata, Aves, Suliformes, Phalacrocoracidae. The record is from RefSeq and is a predicted model, not a curated record.